Messenger RNA from Nomia melanderi (Alkali bee), 3129 nucleotides. Lineage: Eukaryota; Metazoa; Arthropoda; Insecta; Hymenoptera; Halictidae. The record is from RefSeq and is a predicted model, not a curated record.
CGCACUCCCAUUGACCAGUCAGUCUGUGGUCUGAGUCGUGUAUUCGGGCCAAUAGUAAUCGUGCGGUGGCUCUGAGAACACGGUACGGGUCCCUCGUUUGGUCUUGGCCGUGGUGCGUUUCCUACACGUCACGUCGGAAACACCGAUAGAACGAGAUAAAGAAAAAGGCGUUAGUACACCGAGAGCCGAGGCAAAAGCUUGACACUUAGAAGCCGUCGCUCGUUCGGAGGAAAAGGGAAGUCGGUACAUCGUUUCGUUGCUCCAAAUCGGGAAGGGACGAGAACGGGCAGGUCCGUGUAGGAUCUCCAUCGUCUCGUACCUCGUCUGUCGCGUCUCUGUUUCCGGUGCGAACGUGUCCAGAAGCCGCGGAGAAGCUGCAACUCUUCUUCGGUACCAGGAUUCCGCAGCGGGAGCCGCGCAAGACGAGCACCAUCGUCGAGGAGCAACAGCGCGCGAAGAAGGUGCGCAGCAGUUGUCCAGGGAGACCGUCGCGUUCCACGCGGAACGCGCUUCUUCUCAGAGGUAGAACCACCGGAACGGUGGACGGCCGAGUCCAGGUGCUAGCGUCGGGGGCGUUGCAGGAAUCGGUCGAACGACCGUAGGUCUCAUCGUGGGCGAGCGACAGCGACCGGAGUCGUCGCCAUGCCGGCAGGUAUUGGCGCCUCGUACAGGUCGUUAGGCGACCUGGGCGAGGACGUGUACAAAAGCACGACGAUCGUCGACCAGACACAGACCACCGGGCAGAGCGUCCUCGAGAGCGUGAAGAAGGCUUUCAGUUUCGCCUCGCCCAAGGUCGAGCUGAGGAAAAAGGACCCGCUGAUCGAGGACCGACGUGAGAGCGUCUCGAUCGUCUCAAGGGAAAGACACAGGAUGCCGAGCGCUGCCACCGCCGAGGAAUCAGCUCUGUUGGGCACGAUGCCUUCAGAUAGUAUGGAUGACAUCGAACUGAAAAAUAUUCAGCUUCAAUUCCCCGCGCUGAGAUACCUGUCGAGGGAUGACAGUUCCGUGCGGGAGGAGAGGGUGGAAACCGACAAGGGUAGCCUGCUGGUCGCUGUGCAAGGAAACCGAGCGAAACCUGCCAUUCUCACUUUCCACGACUUAGGCCUUAACUAUAUAUCGAGCUUCCAAGCAUUCUUCAAUUACAUCGACAUGCGUGUUUUACUCGAGAACUUCUGCGUGUACCACGUGAACGCGCCAGGUCAGGAGGAAGGUGCGUCAACGCUUCCGGAGGACUACAUUUAUCCGUCCAUGGACGAACUGGCAGAGCAGCUGCUCUUCGUCUUGGGCCAUUUCGGCCUGAAGUCCAUAAUCGGUUUCGGUGUCGGUGCCGGUGCUAACAUACUAGCCAGAUUCGCUCUCGCUCAUCCCGAGAAGGUGAACGCUCUCUGCUUGAUAAACUGCGUGUCCACGCAGGCAGGUUGGAUCGAGUGGGCUUACCAGAAGAUGAACGUACGCCACCUGAGAUCCCAGGGCAUGACUCAGGGUGUGCUCGACUACCUGAUGUGGCAUCAUUUCGGCAGGAUGAUUCCGUUUAAGCGACAUAUUCUGAAGCAGAAUAAACAAUAUCAUCUUUCCAUUCUUGGCACGGAGGAGAGGAACCACGACCUGGUUCAGGUGUACAAAAACUACUUCGAGCGUCACGUGAAUCCAACGAACUUGGCGCUGUUCAUCGACAGCUACAUACGCCGCACGGAUCUGAAUAUCACGAGGGAAUUAGACCCGAUACGCAAAAAGGAAGGUCUCACGCUCGGCGUGCCUGUCAUGAACAUCACCGGAGCUCUGAGCCCGCACGUCGACGACACCGUCACGUUAAACGGCCGAUUGGACCCGACGAACAGUUCUUGGAUGAAGAUCUCCGAUUGCGGAAUGGUGCUGGAGGAGCAACCGGGCAAAGUAAGCGAGGCUUUCCGACUAUUUCUGCAGGGCGAAGGAUAUGUGGUGAAAUCCUCGCGGAAGCCCGUGACGCCGACAACACCCGAAGGUAAUUGUAAUUAGGAAUUGAAGGCCGCAAGGAGUCAAGCGCGCAGUUGGUCGGUUAGGCCACGUCUAUGUGUUAAGUAAGUCGGAAUUCAAACUCUUAUCGGGAGAACUACUAACCGACGACGAUCUCUCUAUCACGACUAACAUGCCUUGGACAACCCCGGGUACAGUCCCUCAAGGAUUUAACUGAAAGGCAACUAACUGCUGCUCCUUUUCACCAUACUAACAAGACACAUUCGUAACCCGUUCAUUUCUGGGUCCAACGCCUCGGGCUCGCCGAACUUGUGCUUUAUGAACCUUCCACGCGCAUUCUCUUAGAAUCAACAUCCCUCUAUCAUUGUUGCUUAAUCUUGAGAACGAGUGAAUCAUUUGUAACAACCGAAAAUUAUGAUAAUAUUCGAAUUGUCUCUUGAUAAUAAAAUAUUAAAUAAAACAGAUUUUUAAGUAAAUACUCGAAGGUGGAUACCGAAUUAAGAGAAUUUGUCAAUUUUAUAGUUUUUGUUGAGAAAAAUUUAUCCUCAUCACUCGUCUUCAUUUAUUAAUCAUUUUUUCACGAUAAACCUUUACCGAUUGAGGCUUCACAUGUUCCGCUCUUAUCAUUAGUUGGUACAAAGAAUGUUUGCCGAUUGACGAUAAGUCAGAGACCUUUCUGGAAAACAUAUCAUGUUCCGACUCAUCCUCUUCAGCACAGUCUCUUCGAGUGAAGAAUAAAACAGCUACAUUUCUAUUUUGGCAGCAAGAUUUGCUAACGAUAUCGCCAGACAAUACGAUCUAAAAAGUAGCAGCAAUUCUAAGGAUUGCUCGCACCUACUGGGCAGUAGAAUAGCAAAGAACAGAACCGCGCUGUUUACUCACACGCCUCCGCACAUGAAACAACUCCACCGACACACAGAACUCAACCUGUUUUUACUUUGCAUGCGCGCCUUUCUUUGUAUUCGCCGUUCUUCUUCAGUUUUGUGUACUCUCUUCCUCGCGUUGCGACGAUCGAGCCGAUCGAUCCCGUGCGCCCGAUGUCUCUGUUAUCUGUAUCUCUGUGUUGAAACGCGCUCCACGAUUUACCGAAUUUUUACCGCUAACGUUCGCGACCACGGAACGGGCACCGUAGAGCCGUGUGGUCGAAUGAAAACUCGACUACCGAUCCCCACGAUC